Dermatophagoides pteronyssinus (European house dust mite) is the source of this 1054-nucleotide messenger RNA. Its product is annotated as motile sperm domain-containing protein 2-like. The record is from RefSeq and is a predicted model, not a curated record. Gene Ontology annotation, cellular component: endoplasmic reticulum-endosome membrane contact site; endomembrane system. NCBI's taxonomy places the organism in Eukaryota, Metazoa, Arthropoda, Arachnida, Sarcoptiformes, Pyroglyphidae.
AUUUUUUCGAAUGUAAUCAUAUCUGGCGAAUUAAAUUGUCUAAAAUUUCUAGCCAUCAUUGUCAUCUGUUUCUAUCGAUUUGUUUUGUGCAUAUGUGUGUGUAAUUUUGUUUGGAUAUCAUUUUUUCAAGAUAACAAUCAUGGACAAUAACAAUAAUAAUCUCUUGAAUCGCAAUGAAAAUAAUGAUUCUUCAUCCGAUUAUUCCGAUAAAAUUGCCAAUGUUCGGAAUAAGUUUUUGAAUCAUUAUCGAAAUGAUCCGAAAUUAUUUCAUGAAACAGAUAUCAAUAUGAUCAUGGAAAAUGAAUGGUGGACAUUACGUUUUAUUAAAUGGCAACGUGGCAAUGAAGAAAAAGCUCUUAAACAAAUGAUCGAGGCUUUUAAAUGGCGAAAAAGUUUUGGAAUCAAUGAUCGUGAUGCUAAAGAUUUGCCUAUUGAAUUUGCUAAAACAGCUGCAUUGUUUCCAUUGGGUACCGAUUACAAAGGUCGUAAUGUUAUCUAUUUGCGUGUCAAAGUAUAUAGAAAAAUUCAGGUAUUGAAUGAUUUUUUUCGACAAUUCACUGCCGGUAUAAUCAAUUAUGUAGAUCAGAAAAGUGAUCGCAAUGGUUUUGUUUUCAUGUUUGAUGCAUUCGGAGUGAGUUGGUCGAAUAUAGAUAUCGAAUUUCUUCAAUUUUUAAUUCAACUAGUUCAAUUAUAUUAUCCAUAUGGUUUGCGAUAUGCUAUCAUUUAUAAUUUACCAAGAAUAUUACGUCCGAUGUGGUCGAUUACUAAAGUUUUUCUUGGAAGUGCUGAACGAACUUUACGAUUUUGUGAUGGUGAAGAAAUUUUCAAAUACAUUCCUGCAAAAAAUCUACCACGUUAUCUAGGUGGCGAAUGUGAUUUUGAUUUCACUGAUUUUGAAGAAACACGACAAUGUCCAUCGAUUCAAGAAUUGGGUCCCAAAUUUGGUUUUACUGAAAAGGAGAUUGAAAAAUAUUUUAAAAUAUUUGAGCCGAAUAUUGAAGAGGCGAAAAAAUUGGUCAAAUAUAGUAAUAAAUUAUAAUUCUGAAAAAAACAU